AUGGUACCUAUAGCUGUACAAAUUUCCAGCGGCAUCAUGCUUUAUCAAGAAAAUCAAAGUGAAAUUUCACCAAAAAUAAUUAAUCAGUGCAUGAAAAAAGGAUUUGGUGAUUUACGGCAAAAACGUGAAGCAUAUACGACUGUUGUGAUUCCAGAAUUUUCUGGACUUACUGAACAAAAAUCUAGGCAGCAGAAUGUGUUGACAACUAAAUUUUUAGAAAAGCUAAAAUUAGUGGAAAAUUAUUGGCGAAAAUUACCGGAACAACUGUGCAGUGACGUGAAUGCUGGAACACCAGAAAAUGGGCAGUGCUGGAAUGGGACUGAUGGCUAUGCUAAAAUUUUGUCGGCAAAGGAUGAUCGGCUGCAAGUGACAAAUUCAGAACAUUUUAAACACUAUGUCUUUGAAAGUAAUGUAUCGGAUGAAAAGUUACGAUUUCGGAUGUUGGCAAGAAGGUUGACGGAAAUUUAUUCUGGUAAAUGGCCACUUGCAGACGAAUUUGAUACAGUUGAUGGCUCUGGCUAUAAUUCGGAGUAUUUUCCAGUUGACGAUGAAAUUGGAGAUGAAACCAGUGGUAUUGUUGAAGACGAAGCCAUAUUGUUGGAGCAGAAACUUUCCAUGGUUACAACAGGUAAACCGAUACAAAACCUGCAAGUAUCGUCAACAACGGAAUCACAAAAUUUGGCCAUCAAACGAUUUUCAUUGCCAACAAUAGUGCUGCCGGUUUUAAUACUUUUUUUAAUGUUCUUUACUGUGAUUUAG
Enterobius vermicularis (human pinworm) is the source of this 759-nucleotide messenger RNA. The record is from the annotation of a GenBank genome assembly. Lineage: Eukaryota; Metazoa; Nematoda; Chromadorea; Rhabditida; Oxyuridae.